AUUUCCUCUUUCCAGAACGAGACUUCACAAGGGGAAGGUGUGCCGUCUACCAACUGUUUACAAGUUUCUACUUACUUCUACUCCAGCGAUUUUAGGCCGAGGAGGCAAUGACUUCAUGUCACAGAGACCAGAGUCAUCUGCACAGAGCUCGGUGUCCUUGAAGAGUGACUGGUGAAAAGAUGGCGGCCUUAUUGAAUUCAGAGAUGAAACGCGUCAUCCAAACACAGUAAGGAGAGCCUCUGUCAGGACCUCAUGGAACCCCAUAGAGACAUGGAGGAAACCAAGGACAGUCCCGGGGCAGCAGGUGCUGAAGAACCGACACAUUCGGGAUCUCCACCUAAAGCCAGAGAUCUUGUGUUUGAGGCUCGCAGGGAGCUCAUCAACAGGAUUGGUGAAGCUUCUCUGAAAGCUGUACUGGAUGGCCUUCAGCAGGGGGUCUCUGGCAGGUCUGCGAUAACGAGUCGCCAGAGAAAUGAGGUUUUGCAACAACACCAAGUGACUCAGGACCAGGUGACGUGUCUUGUUGACAUGUUAUGGAAGAAGGGUAAUUCGGCUUGUCAGAGAUUUCUCUCUCUGCUUGGAGAAGUGAAUCCUGAUCUCUGUGAAGACCUCUUUGGCCCUGUGGAUUCAGCUGCAACAACACCCAAACAGGAAGCAGACCAACAGCCAUUGUUAUCGAAGCUGAAAACAUCGAUUGUCUCAAAGUACAAGAGAGUAGAAGAAUAUAAUUCCCUACCAGGACAGGAUGUCUUGCUGACUGAUCGCUACACUCAGCUGUUGAUCAUUGAGAAACACAGACAGCAGGAGGAAAGAGAGAAGGAGAUGCGUACCAGUGGAGCAGGGUUCUUUGGUGCCAGACAGAGGGAAUAUAAAAGUAUUACUGUGGACCAGCUCUUUAAGCCUGAUGGUCGUGGAGAUGUUCCCCAAACAGUAAUUCUCCAGGGCAACUCUGGACAUGGCAAGUCCUUCACCGCUCAGAAGAUCAUGUUGGACUGGGCAUCAGGAAGCCUCUACCAGGAUCGCUUUGAGCUUGUUUUACACCUCGCCUGCAAGGAACUCGACCUGUACAAAGACGAAGAACAGAGUAGUGUCUUAGAUCUUGUGAAUGUUGAAAAGAAAUUUACUCCACUGAUCCAGAAGAAGCUGAAGGAAUCACCAGAGAAGGUGCUUCUCCUUAUUGAUGGAUUUGAUGAACUUCAGGUUCCAGAAAUCCGCAAGUCUUCUGUGAAAGACUCCCCCCCUCCAGCUUAUGUUGAGGCCAUUGUGGGCGCUCUGAGGGGAAGCAUCCUAUCUGAGUGCCACCUGCUGGUCACCACGAGGCCUACUGCUUUAGACAAACUGAACAAGCUCCUCAAAUAUCUGCCCUGUGCAGUGCGCUGCACUGAGAUUAUGGGCUUCUCUGAGGAGGGCGUACGUGAUUACUUCAAGAGGUUCUGUAAAGAUGAGAAGUUCUGGGAGAAGGCACUUGGCAGCGUGAAGAAAAAUGAAACUCUCUACACCUCCUGCUUCAUUCCAGUGAUCUGCUGGAUUGUCUGCAAUGUAUUUAGGGAGCACAUGGUAAAGCACAUAGAAGUAACUAAUGCUUUGGAAACAACUACCUCCAUAUUUGUCCACUUUGUGUACAUUCUUCUGAAGCACCACUGCCAGGGUUUGAAGCAGCCAGUGCCAGAUCUGCUGAGGAGCCUUGGCCAGCUGGCAGAGAGUGGAAUACAGAAGCAGCAGGUUCUGUUUGACAAGAAGAGUGUGGAAGGCACAGUCUCAGAUCCCACUAGUGUUCCCUUCCUGUGUAAAUUCCUGCUGAAGGAGACAGUGGGAACAAAGGAAAUGUUCAGUUUCAUGCAUCUCAGCUUCCAGGAGUUCUUCACUGCACUACACUACACCCAAGACGAAGAGAGGGUAAAAGAGCUGCUUAAUCCAAUUGAGCAACAACAAGGCAGAACCCAUCUCCUACCUGUCAUUCAGUUCCUCUUUGGUCUUGCAAAUGUGAAGGUGGUGCAAGAUCUAAAGGACCUUGAGUUGACCACCAACAUCUGUUUGGAAAAACAUCUGAAAGAGUGGGUGGUUAAACUCAUUGAAAAGAAAGAUGGCAGAAAGAUGCUCUUCACUCUCCACUGUCUGUAUGAGCUCCAUGAUGAGGACUUUGUGAGGGAAGCCAUGGCGGUGUGGGAUGAGGUGAAGUUUGAGUCCAUCCCCCUGACGAGGGCAGACUGCUGGGUGCUGCUGUACUGCCUGCAGUGCUGCCCCACCAUACCCAGCCUGACGCUCUCACGGUGCAACAUCACACCAGAUAAACUGAGAAUGCUGCAGCCUGCACUGAACAAAUGUCAGGAGCUGGGGUGAGUGAAUGGUGGCGUGUGCGUGUGCAGACGCGGAGUGGCCAUCGGGAGAUCGGGGACUUGUCCCAGUGGGCCGUGGCAGUGAAAUGUUAUAUCGCUGCCUUAUUAUGUUUCUCAGCCAGCCCUAAAGAUAAACAUGUCCUAUGACAGGGGCUGACUUACGACUUUCCACUACCUUCUAUUGCAAAUUUGUUGACUUGCCAGUAUAUAUACCGUGUACCAGACGGCAAUACC
Molecule: messenger RNA, 2570 nt
Organism: Engraulis encrasicolus (European anchovy)
Lineage: Eukaryota; Metazoa; Chordata; Actinopteri; Clupeiformes; Engraulidae
Product: NACHT, LRR and PYD domains-containing protein 1 homolog
Exons: 7
Coding region: 253-2340 (695 amino acids)
Biological process (GO): regulation of apoptotic process
Cellular component (GO): cytoplasm
Source: RefSeq, a predicted model, not a curated record